GCGACGAGACCCUGGUUUGGCCUCAUCGAGCAGAAGAACAAGUCUCGUCGGGAAUACUUUGUAGAAACAUAGAAACUUUUUCUUUUUUUGCCCUGUCACCUCCACCCGUCUGCUUGUUAGCCGGCCGUUGGACACCUGGCCUGUUUCGUGGCAUGCUGAUUAUGUAACCUAGCCUGAGAGGGAGCUCGACAGCAAGCCCCAGAAUCGUCACCAAAGCAUGUGCAAGGGCCAGGUUUCCCUAACCGCACCCUCCAGGAGCCAUUUCAAAUUUCCUUCCGUUAAAGCGUUCUCUGGGGCGAUAGUGAGGCCUCAUUUACCCUUACCGGGAUAUUCGCUCCGUCUAAACAUGUCCUGAAGUCAUUGAGCGCUCUCAUUCUCCGUCCUACAUACUCGCCGCUUGGAGCAUUUUUUGUACUCCUAGGCGGUAAUCUGCUUGCCUUUCUUGUGUGUGUGUUUCUUUCUUUUUUCCUUGAAGGAUGGCCCCUUCGAAGAAUCGGCCUGCCACGUCAGGCUAUGCCCGCCUCGCUCAGGCGGACGAAGACAGAGAAUUCGAGUACGAGUCUGACGAGGAUCCCUACGCCGUUCCCCCUACCCUAUCCUCGUCCGUCCCUCGAUAUGCCCCUAUCCGCCCUACCGGCCAUAUGCAGGCCUCCAGACAGUCAUCUCCUUCCCGUUACCGUAGUAGAAGACCCUACUACGGGAAAAGCCGUCGGGGCAGGACUGAUUCAUCUGGCGUGGACAUAAAGGCGAUAAAUAUGAGACUGGAGAAAUGGGCUGAGGAGAUUGCGUCGAAAUUCAAGAUUCAUAGGGUUAAAGGUAAAACAAACGAGGAAGAACAGCUAGAAAUACAUCAUACCGUUUUUCAAGCUCCCGAGGGUGUCCGCCCCGUGACUGCUGCAUCCCUCGAAGCAGAUCCUCCGGAGACCAAACGCAUGGCCGAAUCUGAAUUUAAUGACAUCGUGGAGAGCGUGCGGGUGGCAAUCGAGCUUGGAGUACACCCGAAAAUGAUCUCGCAAGGAAGCUCCGGGAGCUACUUCGCGCGAAAUAGUGAAGGGAAGGUGGUUGGCGUCUUCAAACCCAAAGACGAGGAGCCGUAUGCCUCACGGAAUCCAAAAUGGACCAAGUGGAUACAUAGAAACUUGUUCCCUUGCUUUUUUGGCCGGGCCUGCCUUAUUCCUAACCUGUCGUAUGUGUCUGAAGCCGCUGCCUAUGUGCUCGAUACCCGGUUAAAAACCCACCUUGUUCCCUACACCGACAUCGUAUGGCUCUCUUCCAAAUCUUUCUAUUACGACUUUUGGGAUAGAAGACGGGCAUGGAGAGGAAAGAAACCACUACCUGCCAAGCAGGGCAGUUUCCAAGUCUUCCUUAAGGGAUAUAAAGAUGCCAAUAUCUUCUUGCGUGAACACCCAUGGCCAGACCAGACGAGCGGUGGAUUUCGUGCCGAAGAUGCACCGCGGAGAAAGAAGAGGCCCUGGAAUGAAGCUUGUCGCCCAUCCGGAAUUCAGUCGGAUGACGAAGAUGAAUAUCAAGACGCUCGUAUGCUCAGUCCAUCUCCGCAGGACGAUGGACCUCGAAAGUUUUAUUGGACGGAAAAUUUGAAGCAGUCAUUUAGAGAAGAGCUUGAAAAGUUGGUUAUUUUAGACUAUAUUAUGCGAAACACAGACCGAGGGCUUGAUAACUGGAUGAUAAAGGUGGAUUGGCACACAGAAGAAGUCUCCAUUGUGUCGGAUCCGCCGAAGGCAAAUGGAAUAAAUCAUCUUGAUGAUGAAGAUCAUAUGCCGCCUCCACGCCCGAUAUCCGCGAAUUCUGAACGAACAAACUCUCCUAUGUAUCCUUAUAGGCGACAUGAAACCAUGGUAGCUACAAGCAGGACCGGGACUCCGUCCAAUGCACCAGAGCUUUUGAACGCCUCGAUAUCGGUUGGAGCCAUCGAUAACAGUUUGUCUUGGCCAUGGAAACACCCUGAUGCUUGGCGAAGUUUUCCUUUUGGGUGGCUCUUCCUUCCGGUUUCUCUUAUUGGACAACCAUUCUCACCAAAGACCCGGGACCACUUUCUACCUCUGCUCACAUCGACGGCAUGGUGGAGCGGAACCCAGACAGCGCUCCGGCGUGUCUUCAGCCAAGAUUCCGAUUUUAAAGAGAGCAUGUUUGCAAGACAGAUUGCUGUUAUGAAGGGCCAAGCCUGGAAUGUUGUGGAGACGUUGAAGCAAGCAGACCACGGCCCCUUAGAGCUGACUCGCAGGACAAGAGUCUGCGUUUGGGAUGACCUUGUGGACAUACCCGUCGCGAUUCCUCUCCGUGUACCUUCCGGUGAGGCUCAGCGACGACAUGCUCUUGAUCACCUCGAGUCACAAGAAGAGAUGGAUAUCAGUUCUGCCAUGGCAUCUGAGCCUGGUCCGCAUCGUGAUUUAUUGAGCUUCGGCUCUCCAACAAAUGAAUUGCCCAACCCGAACCGAUUCGAGCUCUCACGAGAUACCACCUCUUUCGAAUCAGGCAGGACAAGGGACCGGGCCACUAGUCCUAUCUCGUUCAGCCAGGCUGAUUUCGGGAAUCUAGACCGUCUUGGUGAAAGUGGCAGGGAGCUUGCAAGCAGCUGGGCCACACUUCCACCUCGACCGACCGAACGUCAGUCCAAGCGAUAUGGCAAGCGACCUUCACAUAGAAAGCAAGCAUCUAUGUCACGUCGGGACAGUACCAUUGUCUUUGGUGGGGACGAUCUUGAAGGGGAUCUUGGCUAUGCUGCCGCCGAAGAAAUGGAGGGACACGAACGUAAAGUCAUUGUGGAGCGGCUUGAGGCUGUUAAAAGCAAAAAUCCGGUUUUUACAUGGUGCUGAUCUCUGGUCAUUCCAUAUUUCGGAGUUCUGAAGCCACAGUACUUACUUCUACUAUUUCUCUCCUGUAUUACUCCUAUCACUUUUAUUAUUUUUGAUGGCUGGACUAAUAAUUUCUACUUUCUGCUUCUGAUUCUUUUGGGUGGUGCUUACUCGAUCUUCUCAUCCUGUUUGAAUGGCAUGGCUCAUGUGGAGUUGUAUUUGAGGUUUUAGAAGCAUGUUCAAAAGGCCACUCUGUAUUUCCUUGUUCAACUUCCUCUGUCUUGUGCGACAAUCCCCGUGGUUGAAUUUUAGAACUUGUUACUCGUGUGUCAGGAUACAGGACAGCAUUUUCUAGCCUUUCACAUCGUCUAGCCUGCAUUUGGGUUGGAACUUCUUGUAUGUAUUGAGUUUUCGGGCGAGUCUUGUUACACCCUUUCGCAGUUUGUUUUUGAUGUUAUUGCUUGCUUUGAUGAUGUCAAUAUUGCUCAUACUGCAUUGAGAACAAUAGUAGAUAGGUUUUUUUCAUCUUGAG
Coccidioides posadasii C735 delta SOWgp is the source of this 3345-nucleotide messenger RNA. It is a transcript of the gene LSB6, whose product is annotated as phosphatidyl inositol kinase. Gene Ontology annotation, biological process: phosphatidylinositol phosphate biosynthetic process; endosome organization; Golgi organization. Lineage: Eukaryota; Fungi; Ascomycota; Eurotiomycetes; Onygenales; Onygenaceae. Gene Ontology annotation, cellular component: plasma membrane; fungal-type vacuole membrane; trans-Golgi network. Gene Ontology annotation, molecular function: 1-phosphatidylinositol 4-kinase activity. The record is from RefSeq and is a predicted model, not a curated record.